AUGAAUCUAUCAGUAAAUGGGCAAUCUCAAGUGCCUCCAGGAUUCCGUUUCCAUCCAACGGAAGAAGAACUUCUACACUAUUACUUGAGGAAAAAGUGCUCGUUANCUGCUGCGGGGUUCUGGAAAGCCACAGGUCGUGAUAAAGUCAUACACAGCAAUUGUAAGAGAAUUGGGAUGAGAAAAACCUUAGUCUUCUAUAAAGGACGUGCCCCUCAUGGCCAAAAAUCAGAUUGGAUCAUGCAUGAAUAUCGCCUCGAUGACAACACCAAUCCCCAAGAGGCCGUCAACGCCUCUGAAUCAAGUAGCCCGGAAGAAGGGUGGGUGGUGUGUCGAGUUUUCAAGAAGAAGAAUUACCAUAAGGCACUUGAGAGUCCUCAUCAGAGUUCAUCAGCUGUUUCUAUUAUGAACUCAAGAACACUUAUUCAGAAACCAAACAACGACGGCGUUCUAGAUCAAAUACUCAUGUACAUGGGAAGAUCGUCAUGUAAACAACAAGAUCAUGAAAACAAACACAACAUCAACUUGGUCAACAACAUCAAUAACAUACACUUAGAUGAUCAUCACAUGCAAAUAAACAGCAAUUCCUUCAUCAACAGCAGCGGUAGUAGAUUCCUACACCUUCCAGGGUUAGAGAAUCAUCAUUCUCCGACGACCAACAUGGAUGAUGACGUGUCAUCUCUGCAACUAAUCCAACAAGAUUGCAGCUUUGGUCAUGAGAAUAUGUUAACAGAAACUGAACCUUCUUCUGGUGCUGGUCCAAGUGAUUGGGUAGCUCUGGAUCGACUGGUGGCUUCUCAACUGAAUGGCCAUGUGGAAACAUCAAACAACUUAUAUUUUCCUCUGCAUAAUAAUGGGUUACAGCUGCGUACCAAUGGGAGACCAAAUGAUGAGGACGACGCGUUCUCUCAAUCUCAAGCUGCACAUGACGAUGAUGUUGAAUUUUGGAGCUAUGCUCGAUCUUCCUCAUCAUCACCCUCUGAUCCAUUAUGCCACUUGUCGGUUUAAUUCUAAGUAUAUACAUAGACUUUUCUAGUACCAAAAUAGGCCACUCUCCAUCGUAUAUUUUGUAGAGCAGCACGUACCUAUAUAUACUAUAGUUUAAAAGACGUCAUUAUAGUACGUUAGCUUGAUUGAUACAAUAACAGUACACGUACUUGGAUAAUAUUUCUGACGGGAGACAUUGUCAACUGGAAUAUCUUUUCCUAAUAAUUAAGGUUGUCUCCCUAUUUCAUCA
Messenger RNA from Nicotiana tabacum (common tobacco), 1234 nucleotides. Lineage: Eukaryota; Viridiplantae; Streptophyta; Magnoliopsida; Solanales; Solanaceae. The record is from RefSeq and is a predicted model, not a curated record.